AUGAAGCAUGGCGACACCCUCGAGGAAAUCUACUUCGAUGACUGCGCCGUCCUCUACGACUUUUGUAUGAUGGAAGAGAAUGUGGACGCAUGUGCUCUACCCAGGGACACCUUGGUGCACCGCGAGGGCGAUACCUCUUUGUAUGGUUCGUUCGAAAAGCGAUGGCACCAUAUUUUCGAUCUAUUUGCAGAGAAACUGCCAAAACUGCGACACUUUCGAAUCGGGCGUAGUAAUUGGUACCCGAAUAUUCCAUUUGAGCAGGAGAAGGAUAUCAAGAUCGGGCUGUAUUACAAUCGGUACAUGUGCUGCUAUGAUGGAUAUGGUCCUUCGCCUUAUAUGGAAGGUGAGGAUCCCAAACAACUCACAAACCUUGAGAAUGGGUGGAGACCGUCACCAGAAUGUGACGAUGAGGAUCGCGCGGCACUGCGGAAACUAUUGGCAAAGCUUGGGCAAUCGGUCCAGGAAAGUUAUUCAAAUGAACAAUUUGGUGAUCGUAUAGUGGAUUUGGUUGAGAGGAGAUAG
This is a messenger RNA of Penicillium cataractarum, 522 nucleotides long. RefSeq lists its product as uncharacterized. Lineage: Eukaryota; Fungi; Ascomycota; Eurotiomycetes; Eurotiales; Aspergillaceae. The transcript has a single exon. The coding region runs from base 1 to 522 and encodes 173 amino acids. The record is from RefSeq and is a predicted model, not a curated record.